Molecule: messenger RNA, 488 nt
Organism: Brassica napus (rape)
Lineage: Eukaryota; Viridiplantae; Streptophyta; Magnoliopsida; Brassicales; Brassicaceae
Product: protein GOLVEN 9
Exons: 3
Coding region: 1-312 (103 amino acids)
Source: RefSeq, a predicted model, not a curated record
AUGAAGAACACAAACGCAAAGUUAAUCACACUUGUUCUAGGGUUUCUCGUCCUCAUGAUGAUGAUGAUGAAUUUUCCUCAUGCGCUUCAAGAUGUAGCUGGAUCCAAAUACGAAGACUAUGGUCUUAUCCGAAGCGGAAGUGAGCCUCUCUUGAUGGGACGAAAGUUAAAAGGUCUAAAGCCUAUGGAGUCUGGAACAAAGAAAAGAUCAACAAAAGCCUCGAGAGAUUCAACAAAAGAAAUUGAUAAUCUAAUGAGAAGCGACUAUCCGUCACGUAUGAAAGGAAGGAAGAGGACUCCAAUACAUAAUUGAUAGCAUAUGGUCGUUAAAUAGUUUAAGAAACGUGAUUCACAAAAAAAAAAAAAAAGAAACGUAGAAGUUCACUAUAUUAGAAGAAAUGUUAAUCAGGGCUAUAUAUAAAACAUAUGUUUAGAUUUUUUCUUAUUUUUUGUUUUUGUUUUUUAUUCUUCAAACAAUGUUUUCUUAAU